GCGCACGGAGACGUGGGGACGCAGGCGGGCCGUAGAGAGCGUGAGUGUCUGCGUCUGUUUGGCCGCGUUUGUGUCGUCUUUUCGCGCUUCCAGGUUCUGCUGUCUGCGCACCUUCCUGAAUUGGUAAAACUUGAACAGAUUUUCCCACCAGUGGGCUGUUUUCCUGAUUCCUAACCAUGCAGCGGAGAUCAAGGGGGAUUAAUACUGGACUUAUUCUUCUCUUUUCUCAAAUAUUCCGUGUUGGGAUCAACAAUAUUCCACCCGUGACUCUAGCCACUUUGGCUCUCAACAUCUGGUUAUUCUUGAAUCCUCUGAAGCCGCUGUAUAACUCCUGCAUUAGUGUGGAAAGGUGUUACCAACAGAAAGACUGGCAGCGCUUACUGCUUUCCCCUGUCCACCAUGCUGACGACUGGCAUUUGUAUUUCAAUAUGGUAUCCAUGCUCUGGAAAGGAGUUAAUCUGGAAAGAAGACUGGGAAGUAAAUGGUUUGCCUAUAUCAUUGCCACAUUCUCCCUACUCACUGGAGUAGUGUAUUUGCUCUUGCAAUUUGUUUUUGCUGAAUUUAUGAAUGAACCUGACUACAGAAGAAACUGUGCUGUAGGCUUCUCAGGAGUUUUGUUUGCUUUGAAAGUUCUUAACAACCACUAUUGCCCUGGAGGCUUUGUCAACAUUUUGGGCUUUCCUGUCCCCAACAGAUUUGCUUGUUGGGCAGAACUUGUGGCUAUUCAUUUCUUCACACCAGGGUCUUCCUUUUCUGGGCACCUGGCCGGGAUUCUUGUUGGACUGAUGUAUACUCAAGGGCCUCUGAAGAAGAUGAUGGAAACAUGUGCAGGCAUGUUUUCUUCCAAUAUUGAUUACCCAGGACAGCAGUACUACUUUAAUAGUUCAGGCUACUCGGGAUAUCAGGACCAUUAUCCAUACAGCAGGCCAGGUUCCUAUGAACAAGCACCAAGGAACUAUGAUGUGUACACGGCAGGACUGAGUGAAGAGGAGCAGCUGGACAGAGCACUAAGAGCCAGCCUCUGGGACCGAGGAAAUCAUGCUGGAAGGAAAUGUUGCAGAUCAAAGAGAUCUGUGGGGAGAGUAGUACGAGACCUGCUGCGGUGACGGACUCCUGACACGAGGUACAAGGACUGUGGCUGUUCCCCGCUCACUCACGUGGCUGGGAAGAGCAGAUGCGGGUAGGUCCUGGCUGCAAUGCUGUGUUACAAAGUCAGCUUCGUGAUGGAAGAGCAGGCUUUGAAGUGAAAACAGGAAGAAAGGAGCCAACGAUGCCAUUAUAGGUGGAGGUCAUUCCUUCUAGCAGCAGCUGCUUCUUCACAACCAACCGAGAGGGUACAGUGUAUGAGUAUAGUCUACUAACACCUCUGAAUGAGCCAUCUGGGCCAGUUCAGGCCAUUAGCAUGGACUUGUCAUCUUCUAGCUGCUGGAUGGGCUGGCCAGUGUUACUCCUCUAUGCUGGGGUGAGUUUCUGUCUGUCCCCUUCUAAUACCCUUGGCUUCCAACUCCAAGGUUUCCAGCAGAAAUAGCCAGGGAGAGGAGACCCAGGAAUAUUUGGUGGAGAAAGAAGGGUCCUUUGAUACAGGAGUCAUGUAUCAGAGAAGAGGGGCCUGAAAGAAAUGCUUGGGAGUAGGCACAUAGUAGGGCAGAAAGGAACCUCAGGGAAGCUGGGCCAUGGAGUAGCACAGCCCAUGCCCUGAGACUGUGGGAAAGGGGGGUAAAGCUUCACCGAAGGACUGCAUACUCACAUUUCCCCAACAAUGAUCACAAAGAGGUGGCCUGGAGUGUCUCCACUUCCAGGAAGCAGGGUCAGCAGCAUCAGUAAGGAGAGGGAUAGGAAGUCAGAGAAGGCCCUCCUGAGGAUACCAGCCUCUGAAGGAGGCAUUACAGACCACAGGCAAUGGAGGCGAGGCCACACAGAAGCUCACAGGGCAAGGAGAGAAGCUCACAUGGGCCAAAGGCAACUAUUAAAUUCAAGUUGAAGACUUUAGCCAUUUGAUGUUAUUUCCUUCUUUGUCACUUUUGUGGGUUAUUUUCCAAAGUCACAACCAUAGGUGAAUAGAAUCACCUAUCUGGGUUCGAUUUUGAUGUUGGGCUGAGGCAAUGGGUUUCAACCCUGGCUGCCUGCUGCAUUCAUCUGCAAAAGCACUGAUGUUCAGGCCCUUCCCCUCUGCACAGUCUCUUGUCUGGAUCGAGGCCCCAGAACCAGUACUUCUACAGUCUCCUCCAGGUGGCUUCAGCCUUCAGCCAGGAUUGAGUCACAAAGAUCAGGUUACUCAGAGCGCAAUCUUAAGGCUUCUCAGACCUGAAUGUGUAUGUGAAUAUCUUGGGGACUUUGUUAAAAUGCAGGUUCUGACGCAGGAAGUCUAAGGUGAAGCCUUGAAUUACUGUUGGUUCUCAGACCCCACUUAGAGUACCAAGGAUGUUGCUGGCUUCUCCUUACCAGGUGAGUAGGCCAAUUUGCCCUGCCCUACUUGGUUUCUUUUCUUUUUCUUUGGUUUCUAAAAUAGCCACCAGGGGCCAGCGCUAUGGCGCAGUGGGUUAAAGCCCUGGCCUGAAGCACCGGCAUCCCAUAUGGGUGCCAGUUCUAGUCCCGGCUGCUCCACUUCCGAUCCAGCUCUCUGCCAUAGCCAGGGAAAGCAGUAGAAGAUGGCCCAAGUCCUGGGCCCCCUGCACCCAUGUGGGAGACCCGGAAGAAGCUCCUGGCUCCUGGCUUUGGAUCGGCGCAGCUCUGGCCGUCGCAGCCAUCUGAGGAGUGAAAUAGCAGAUGGAAGACCUUUGUCUGUCUCUAUCUCUCUCUUUAACUCUGUCUUUCAAAUAAAUAAAAUAAAUCUUAAAAAAAAAAUAACCUUUAAAAGUUAGUAAGUGCAUUACAGGAAACUGAAAAACAUAAGAAGCAAAGAACAAAGUCAUCCACAAUCACAAGCAGUAUAGUCCAACAUGUCCUCCUAGGUUCUGUGUGUGUACACACAUCCACUUAUCCACUUGUAUGUGACAGAGAGUAUACACCCACCCUACUUGUGCUCAUGUCAUCUGCCUGUUGGACAAUUCAAGUUCCUUAAGGCCAAAACUUUCCUUAAGUCUCUGCUCAAAUGCCGCCUCUUAUUGGGGCCUUAAGUGAUUGUUUUACUUCAUGUUGAGUUGCUUUAACAAAAUACCCGAGACUAGCUAACAGAAAGAGGUUUACUAGGAUCAUGGGUCUGGUGGCUGGAGGCCAAACAGCAUGGCACCAGCGUCCUGGUGAAAGACCAUUGGCUAUGUCCUAACAUGGCAGAGAAAAAGAAAGGGAAUGGGUGGUGUGCAAAGCAGACCAGGACCAUGGGUAGCCUCACUUUGUAACAACCCACUCUUGAAAGAAAGAAAGACCCACCUCCCUCCACAAGACCAGCAAUAAUUCAUUCGUGAGGGUGCAGUCUCCAUGCCCUUACUAUCUUUCACUACCCCAGCCUCCUAAAGCUUCCUCCAGCUCAACACCAAACACUGGGGGCCAAGUUUCCAGCACAUGGACAAACUAUAGCCAAACCAGAGCUGCAGGCCUGCAGUUAUCUAUACUGGAAUUAACCUCUCCCUGCCCCAAGCUCUGAGUGCCCUCAGCUCACAACUCCUGUAAAGCAUGAAUUAUAAUGGGCCAUUAUUGCAAGAUACUUGGGUACUGUUAGCUACUUCUGCUAUAAGAUCUUGAGACCCUGGCAUGAGAAAAUACAUCAUAUUCAUCUUUAUAUCACCCACAGCACCCAGUGCCAUGUUUUUUAUAUGUAAGAAAGUAUAAUGAGAUUGAGUGACAGUUAUACUCUCUAAAAGAGAACUUUAUCCAGGCAAUGAGUCCCAAAGAUAGAGAAGUUAAAUAAGUACUGACUCAACUCCUAGUGCUUACUGGCUGUUCAAGGACAUUGCUACAAGGGUCACCCAGUUAAUUUUAUGCAUAAACACACAUGCAGUGUAGGGAGUACAGAAAAGAUGCCCAUAUUAAUUGAGGAAGGCUCCAGAGAUGUUCUGGUUACCUACCAAAAACAACUAGGACUCCAGUUGAGGGAGGAUUUCUUGGGUGCUUAGCUUCUUGUAUUUGGGGAACAAAAAGCAAAACAAGUAGUAGAAAAUUUCAGUUCUGCAUCUAAUUCCUUUGGCCCUGAGCCAAAAAAAAAAUCAUAGCUGGGCAGCAAGAGAAAUGGGAGAGGGAGCAGGAGCAACCUCACGUCACCCCUUUGAAUAAUUUGCACAGGAUUUUCUAGACUCAUGGGCACUGCCAGCUGGUCUGAAGAGACCAGGGAUGUCUAUGUGCUCAGCUCUGGUCCUGCUAAUCUCUUUGUAAAUUACCAAUGCUACAGGGAUAUGUAAACCAACUGGAGUGCAGUAUUUUAACAACUUUAAAUAAGGGUUUAGAUACUUAAAUAAGGGUCUUGUUACCCUGACAAUGACAGAACAAUGCUUAAAUGGGUAAGUGAACAACGGUGUCAUUGCCAAAUUUAGAGCAACCCUCCUCUGUCUCCCUCUCCCCAUUCUAAGUGAUUAAACUUCCUUCUGCAGGCUCUGAUUCUGCUCUAAUAAGCCCUACUUCAGUUGUUUUUAGUUCAAAAUCAAGUCAACAGCUAUUAAUGACUAUUAAUCCAGCAUCCACUCGUUUGUGCUAAGAAGUUUCAAAACCUUAUGUCCACGAGCUUACCAAGUAUGAAAGAUUGAAGUAGUUCAACAACAACAAUGACGACAACAACUAUAAUAGGGAGGAAGUGUAGAUCUAGUUAGGACCAUGAUUAAGCUUUUGGAACAAUGAGGAAACAAAUGUCCAUUGCUUCAUAUUUUCUAUUUGUACAGGAUCCAAAUAAAACCUCCACAGUAAAGCACGUAGGUUUUCAUCUCAGCAAUACAUUGACAACAGUGAGGGUGCAUACCUUGACCUGGGGGUCCUCUCUGUCCAGGGAAUCCCAUGGCUCCUUCUGGCCCUCUUGGGCCGGGCACCCCAGGGAGCCCUGGGAUUCGGGGACAAGAAUCUUCAUCCGCAGGUGGCCCAGGUUCACCUGAAAUUGGAAUCGCUGCUUAUUUGGUGGAUUCAAAAAGUUCACAAACAAACUCUUUCUGAAUUCCUUAAAGAUCCACUAUAUGAAGGUACUUCAAAAAGUUUGUGGAAAAUGAAAUUCAAAGGUAAGUAUAUUUUAGCACAAAAAAAGUCUUGAAAUCCAUGCAACACUUUUUCUUAAUACAUAUCUUCCAUGAGCUUUUGAAAGCUUCUUUGAUGUAUAUGAAUUGGAAACAUUUUUGCACCAAAAUAUUUAAUUCAAUUUUCUGUGAACUUUUUGAAGUUUCCUCAUACUGAAGUGUUUUUUAUAUUGUUUUUUUUUUUUUAUUUGACAGAUAGAGUUAGACAGUGAGAGAGAGAGAGACAGAGAGAAAGGUCUUCCUUCCGUUGGUUCACCCCUCAAAUGGUUGCUACGGCUGGAACUACACCAAUCCGAAGCCAGGAACCAGGUGCUUCCUCCUGGUCUCCCAUGUGGGUGCAGGGCCCAAGGACUUGGGCCAUCCUCCACUGCCUUCCUGGGCCACAGCAGAGAGCUGGCCUGGAAGAGGAGCAACCAGGACUAGAACCCGGCACCCAUAUGGGAUGCUGGCACUGCAAGGCGGAGGAUUAACCGAGUGAGCUACAGCGCCGGCUCCUCAUACUGAAGUGUUAACAAGAAUGUUCAACCAUCCAGUGUAAUUUCCACAAAAGCAGGAAUGUGUUUUGUUCGCUACAGAGGUACACGACAAACUUCUAGAAAGCACUUGUGGGACAAGUGAAUGAAUGACGGAUGGAGUCAGUGAAUGGAGCAGUGAAGGUUGGCAGAGGCAGCAGUAAUUGGUGACCUUCACAGAAUUUCCAGUCUUUGGGCCAGUUUCUUACUGGAUUGCCAGCAAGAGGUAGCAUUGCAAGAGGAACUGGUAGGUUCUGACAGGUCCCUAAAUGCAUCCCUAAUCCAUUCUGUAUAUUAUAGCCAGGUGGGUUUCCAGAGUGUCAGUUACUCAAAUAGAAUUCCGGAAUGACUAGAGGCAUUUAAACAGUGACUUUCAACCUUGAAUGAAUGUGGGAAUUUUCCAGGGGAUCUGUAGAAAAAGAUUCAGAAAUAAACGUAGACUUGGGACUAGGAUGUGUCCUGGGCAGGGCCUUCAAUGUGGGCCACACAGCAACUCCAGCUGGUGAACUUUCCAAAGGUACUGAAGCUGGAAUCCAUCUAGACUUAGUAAGUAAGAAUUAUUGGGAGUGGGUCCAGGAGUAUCUGUGUGUUUUUAAACUCCCAGGUGAUUCCACUGCCAGCCGGGGGCAGAGAAGCCUGCUGUACGCCUGCAGUUCUGACGUCAACGCAGCAGAGUCAGCUGGCUACCUUGGUAGAAGCCAGUUCCUGAGUCGGGAGGCCUGAAGUGGGGCCCAGCUCCAGCAUGGCCCACGUGUUCACAGGGGAAGCUACAGGUGCUCAUCUGGAAGCCUCACUUUGGGAACGCUGCAGUAAAGGUUUGCUUAUUUCCCCUGUUAGUGGCAUUCACGUCUUUAAGACAUUUCCCUUAAAGGCAUCAUUGGGUCACUCUGCAAACAUUCCACAAAGGAUCAGUAUAACAAUACUGGGCAAUAAUGAUAACAGCUUGCACUUCUUGGAAGUUUCACCACACAUCAGGCUAUGUGCUUCAUGCUUUGCUAUUAAAUUCUAUCAACAAGACAAUGUAUAUGCUGCUGUUAUUAGAGUGUUACAGAUAGGAAAACUCAGACUGGGGAGCCAGCAUUUUGACAUAAUGGGUUAAGCCUCCACCUGCAACACCAGCAUCCCAUACAGGCAAUGGUUAGAGUCCCAGCUGCUCUACUUCCAAUCCAGUUCCCUGCAAAUGUUCCUGGGAAAGCAGUGGAAAAUGGCCCAAGUAGUGGGGCCCUUGUGUUCAUGUGAGUGACCUGGAUGGAUUUCCAGGCUCCUGGCUUCUGUCUGGCCCAACCCCAGCCAUUGAGGCCAUUUGGGGAGUGAACCAGCAGAUGGAUGAUUUCUCUGUGUCUGUCUCUUUCUCUCUUUCUCUAACUCUGCCUUUCAAAUAAAUAAAUAAUUUUUUAAAUAAAGGAAGAAAACCCAAGCUGGGGCUAAUAAGUGAGGCAUCUAGGAUCACACAGCUAAUGUCCAGAUUAAAUCCCAGAACAUUCUGCCUGCUCCAAACCCAUGUGCUUAAGCAUCCUCUCCUGUGGCCUCCAGAACUCAUAAUGUCUGCAUGAUGAAGGCUAAAAAAUGAAACAUAUUUUAAAACAUACCAUUUGAUUAGUUAUGGUUUCCUCAAAACUCAUACAAAUGUGCAUACUAAUUUUAAGAACAGCAAUGACCUGGCAAGAAAAUUCUAGAAAAGUGUGGUCAUAACCACAGAAUGUUAAUCUACAUAGUCCUUAAUAUGCUGGAGCAGAAUGAACUUGGAAUCUAUCAGCUGUUUAGAAUUUAACCCCUUGUAGAAUACGGCAUGAAACCACAAGCAACCCUGGGCCAGACAUAAUUGCACAAUGUGUCUGGUUUAAUAUAAAACAUGGCUUUUCCACUAUAGGGGACUUAAGAGAGAUGCAUGGGGACAUUUCCUAUUUCCCCUAACCAGGCUGAGUCUUUCCAGUGGUGAGGGAGUCGGGGAACUGGGGCCACAUGGCUGCUCCUUCAUAUUUAGAAUUUCAGUGGGAUCCCCAAAUGACUUUCUCCAUACAUUCAUAGACAGGACUGCAAUGAAAACUCAUUAAAUAUGCAACUUUAGUUUUUAACCAUGUAAAAUAGCAGGAUUUAAUUUUUUUUAUUGCCUUUCUUUACUUUUUAAUAAACCAGAAGCUAAAAGCAAGAGGCCGAGGUCUUUCUUGUAAAGGCCUUCAAAGUAAUAUAUGGUGUCCGUAUUCAGGGCAUUUUCAUUAGGUGGAUAACAGAUGCCUGGAAAGAGCAAAUGCAGACAUUGAAAAUUUGUCUUUUCUUCUUUCUAGAAACAAUUUUUGUUCUCUCUGCAAAUGCUAGACCCAAAAUAAUAGGUUGCUUUUGCAUUUCAGAGUAUGAAGGAAACAUUUUCUUUUGAGCCCACAAAGAAAUUUGCUCCCUGACAAUGGACUUAACGGUGUGAUAGGAAAGGGCUGUCCUAGCCCAUGACUGAGUGGUGAGAGCCAGACAAUGACGUUGAUACCACUUAGGUUAGGGAUGUCCUUGUACUUCUACAGUAGCGUUUCUAAAAGGGAUGUACAUGGGUAUGUGCUCGAGCAUUUUACAGAGAAAGCACUCAUACUUAGUGCCUGAAUUGAAAUUAUAAAAGCCAAGUAUCUACAUUGCCUUGACAACCUAUAAUGAGGCUCAGCAUUAGGACACUGUAAUAUGAGGUUACUAUAUCAGUAACGAAGAAGCAAAGGCAUUAAAACCCAAUAUCAUUACAGCAUCCCAUCUAUUUAAAAACGUAAGGACGGUUGGCUCACAAAGCCAGUGGAAAAGGCAAACACAGAAACAACUAGGAACCAGAUUUCGGGGGAAAUGACGGUUUUGAUGGCACUGCUUACCUCUGUAACCUGCAGAUAUCCAAAGCGAAAAACCGGAGGCCAUUCAAUGAUUUUCACGUAGCGGAAAGAGAUUUUUAAAUUUGUGAAUCAGGACAAAAAUAAAAUAGACUGUUUGGGAACUAAAAUAAUAAUUUGGGGCGGCAUCAAUGACAGGCAGAGUGACAGCCUCGUAUUUACAUAAAAAGUCCACAUCAAUGUGACUGACAGGAACAGCUCUGAUUUUGCACUAAUGGAGUUUUCAUCUGUAGAAAGACUUGAAAUGAAAUUCUCUUGAGAAAUAUAAAAUUCUUUUUGAUUUCUAUAGCAAAUAUGCUCUAAAUUAAUGUAUAUAGGAGUUUUAUCCACUUAAAAGCUUCUGACAUUUCCAUAUGAAUUUAUAAAGUUUUAUAGGAAAGAAAUAGAAGAGGAAUAAAGUAUAAGUCCUUUGUCUCAUUGUACUAUAAUUCUUCAUAAAGCAGUACAGACUGUUCUUCGGACUGCAGCUAUUUUAGGAGAUGGCAAAAUAAUGCAAACUGACGUCACAUUAUCAUAAUACUGAUUUAGGAUCUUGAAAGGUAGAACUCCUGCCAAUCUGAGAUGCACAGCUCUGUUUGCCUUUCUCUUCCUACUCUUCCUUGGUUUAUUUUUACCCCAUGAUUAAAGUGUGCCAUCAAUGGAGUUACACUGAAUAGCCUUUCACCAUCAUAAGUACUGAUGUACUUUACAGGAAAAAGUCAAAUAAAACAUCUAAAAAAUUAAGGGAGAUUCAGAGAUAGAAAGUAGAAAUGCAAUUCUGAAAAACAAUAAUCAAAUCAGGCUGAAUCUUUUGUGUGAUUCAACACAUAUUUCUUUCCUCGAGAUGUACUAUGGGGAAAAUCAACUCAAUUUUCCGACUUAUUCAUUCUGAUAAUAAAUAUUAGUUUACCAAACAUGAAACUUCAAAAUAAAGCCUGAAAUAAGUAUACUCUAAAAGAACUUAACUCAUAAGAAUGUGUUAGUACUUUUAGAAUAACUGUCUACUUUCUGAAAGAUGAUCAUCAUACAAAAAUGCCAUGUGCAGGUUGCUGAGCAGAGCAUUAGACACUUACCUGGAGGACCCGUGGGUCCUUUUCUACCUGGAGAUCCAGGUAAACCCUUCUCUCCAGGUAGCCCAGGAAGGCCAUGGGGCCCUUGCAGCCCUGGGAACCCCAUUGGUCCUAAAGGAAACAUAAACAUGAAGGCGCUGGAAUGAAGCAAUGAAAAGACAAUGAUGAUUUGGCUGACUGAAUUCAGAGAUCCACUCCAGUGAAAAAGCAGGGCAAAGUGGGCCUUCGAACGGAGCCUCAUUUUUCUCCGCAAGGCUGAGCAGAAUUUCCAUCUGCACAAAAUGCAAUGCUUUUUCAGGACUAAGGAACACUGAUCCAUGAUCAAGCUAAACCUAAAUUAGAAUGAAAGGCCCUGCAAUCCUGAACCUUCUCUGGAGACGGCCAAAGGACGGGACAUGAUGGGGAAGUAAGGGAAGAGAUUCACUCUGGGGACAAAGUGCCUCCUUGCCCAACCUCAUACCACUCCCCUUGCUCUUUUGUCUCGGGCCCACCAACCACAACUCCCUCCUAUGGUUUUCCCCUUCUCCUCUUCCCCAUCCAUUAAGUCCUCCCUGGAAUCCCAACGCAAGUCUGGUUGCUUUUUUGACAAACACUUCAGUCAGAGCACUAAGCUGGAUUCACACGGAUGCUUCCUUGGUAUGAAUGCCUGCCUUCCUCCAUGAAACUCUACACUGAAUAUGAUGUUUAAAUUUGUUCAAGGCAUAUCCACAAGGACCUGUAGCUGUCUGUGAAGUAUGCCCACUCUAUAAGACAGAAAAGGAAAACCAAGGGAACUCCCUCACUCUGUACAACAAAGCACAGUUUGACCCUGGUAUCCUCUGGAAUGGGAGCUGAGAAGCAUGGGGAGUGGCUCCACGGGUGUUUCUAACUCCCUGUGUAUUCUCAGGUUGGUCGCUGUUCGUCACAUGAGUUACAUGGCAAAGCUAUUCCCUCAGCCCUGGAGUAUAAACCCAGCCACAGAGUUAUCCUCUGGAGACUUCCAGGGAGGAUGAGGGUUGCCAGCAGCCACUUCCUCCUUCCUAGUGUUUUGUUUGUUUUGUUUUUUUUUUGACAGGCAGAGUGGAAAGUGAGAGAGAGAGACAGAGAGAAAGGCCUUCCUUUUGCCGUUGGUUCACCCUCCAAUGGCCACCGCGGCCGUUGUGCUGCGGCCGGCGCACUGCGCUGAUCCGAUGGCAGGAGCCAGGUAUUUAUCCUGGUCUCCCAUGGGGUGCAGGGCCCAAGUACUUGGGCCAUCCUCCACUGCACUCCCUGGCCACAGCAGAGAGCUGGCCUGGAAGAGGGGCAACUGGGAUUGAAUCUGGCGCCCCGACCGGGACUAGAACCCAGUGUGCCAGCGCCGCAAGGCAGAGGAUUAGCCUAGUGAGCCGCAGCACCAGCCUUUCCUAGUGUUGACCAGAGUGCUCACAUGUCUGUCCACUUCUGAGGUUGAACACUUGCAAGACCAUUUGCUUGCUGGUAUAAGCCACAUUCUCUAAAAUUAAUUUUAGAGCCAACAAAGGUGGAGAGUACUGCUAUGUACUAUGGGACAGGUUGUACACUGCAGAAUUCCAGAGAUGCCAUUCGCACUGUAGUGAUGAGAGCCUAAUGGUGAUUUUGAUCUCCCCUCUUCCCUAAUAUUUUGCCUUAUUUCACACUUGCUUUAGAAGUCAAAGCACUGGUUAUUUUGCAAACUUCAACCAGUCAUUUCUUUAAUAUCCCACAUCCUUAUUUAUGAAAUAAGGGAGUUAAGAUGAAUAAUCAUUAUUGGUUCCAUCUCCAUAAAAAAGUUCCAUGAACAUAAUAAUUCUCUGAAAUUCUACUGGCCAAAACUAGUGUCCCCCAAAUAUUAUAAGUUGGGUAAAAAGUAAUUAAAAUAAAUAUUUUAUCCUCCUAUAAUAGAGAAAUUCAGUAACAAGGACGUUUUCAUGAAUAUGAAAAACCAGAGUCAGCAGUCUAAAUAAAACUGAGCCGUCCAAUACAGAAGAUACCAAUCACAUGUGACUACCAAGCACUUGAAAUGUGGCCAACCCAGACAGGGUUGUGUUGUGUCAGAUACACCCCAGAUUUCACAGGCAGAAAGGAGAGGAGGGUGGCUGAUUUGAGAGAGGAUGGCUGACUUGUCAAAUCAGCUCAAGUAUUUCAUUGAUAAUUUCUUUUUCUUUUCUUUUUCUUUUUUUUUUUUUUUUGACAGGCAGAGUGGACAGUGAGAGAGAGAGAGACAGAGAGAAAGGUCUUCCUUUGCCGUUGCUUCACCCUCCAAUGGCCGCCGCAGCCGGCGCGCUGCGGCUGGCGCACUGCGCUGAUCCGAAGCCAGGAGCCAGGUGCUUCUCCUGGUCUCCCAUGGGGUGCAGGGCCCAAGCACUUGGGCCAUCCUCCACUGCACUCCCUGGCCACAGCAGAGAGCUGGCCUGGAAGAGGGGCAACCGGGACAGAAUCUGGCGCCCCGACCGGGACUAGAACCCCGUGUGCCGGCGCCACAAGGCGGAGGAUUAGCCUAGUGAGCCGCGGCACCGGCCUUUCAUUGAUAAUUUCAAACUGAUUUUAUGUUAAAAUUAUAUUGGCUAUAUUGUAUUAAAUGAACUAAAAUAUAAAAGUUAACUUCUUUCUUUUUACUUUCUAGGGGCAGGCAUUUGGUUCAACAGUUAAGACACUGGUUGAGACGCCUGCAUCCCAUAUUGGAUGGGUUUGAAUCUAGGCUCCAGUUCCAAUACCAGCUUCCUGCUAAUGCACACCCUGGGAGGCCACAGGUGAUGGCUCAAGUACUUGGGUCUCUACCACCACAUGGGAGACCUGGAUUGAGUUCCAGUCCCCUGGAUUCAACCUGGCCCAUCCCUGGCUAUUGCAGGCACCUAGAUAGUGAACCAGCAGAUGCAAGAUCUCUUUCUGUCUCUACCUCUGUUUUUCUGCCUUUUAAACAUAAAUAGAUAAAAGUUAAUAAAAGAAAAUCUGACUGCUUCAUUUUAAA
Molecule: messenger RNA, 12513 nt
Organism: Oryctolagus cuniculus (rabbit)
Lineage: Eukaryota; Metazoa; Chordata; Mammalia; Lagomorpha; Leporidae
Gene: RHBDD1
Product: rhomboid domain containing 1
Biological process (GO): negative regulation of apoptotic process; cellular response to unfolded protein
Cellular component (GO): membrane; endoplasmic reticulum
Molecular function (GO): serine-type endopeptidase activity
Source: RefSeq, a predicted model, not a curated record